Molecule: messenger RNA, 1119 nt
Organism: Sparassis crispa
Lineage: Eukaryota; Fungi; Basidiomycota; Agaricomycetes; Polyporales; Sparassidaceae
Product: GDP-mannose transporter
Exons: 9
Coding region: 1-1119 (372 amino acids)
Cellular component (GO): Golgi apparatus
Molecular function (GO): GDP-mannose transmembrane transporter activity; antiporter activity
Source: RefSeq, a predicted model, not a curated record
AUGAAGGAAGAAGAAGAAGAUGUAGUCGAGAUCAAAAAGUAUUUGGCCACUGGUCCAGGAGCCGGAAGGGAACCUUCCAGUUCGGUGUCUGCAGUGCCACCAAUCGUAUGCUACUGUCUCGCAUCAAUUAUCAUGACUGUCGUGAACAAAUUCGUCGUGUCAGGGCGGCAAUUCAACAUGAAUUUUCUGCUUCUAUGCAUUCAGUCCACUGUCUGCGUUGCAUGCGUGAUGUUCGUCAAGAAACUCGGAAUCAUCUCAUUCCGGUCGUUUGACACGAAGGACGCGAAGAUGUGGUUCCCCAUUAGUUUCCUCCUCGUCCUCGUGAUAUAUACAGGGUCCAAGAGUCUGCAAUAUCUCAGUAUUCCUGUCUACACGAUCUUCAAGAACCUGACGAUCAUUCUCAUAGCCUAUGGGGAGCUCAUCUGGUUUGGCGGGCGCGUUACCGCCCUAACGUUUGUCUCAUUUAUCAUGAUGGUUAUUUCGUCCGUCAUCGCCGCAUGGGCAGAUAUCAGCGAUGCCUUGAUCGCAGGCGAUCCGGCGGUCGCAGAAAGCAUUAGCAUGGGCCGUCUUGCAGCUGUGAAGGGGAUCGUCACUAACCUGAACGUUGGUUACUUCUGGAUGCUGGUCAAUUGCUUGACUAGUGCUACAUACGUGUUGGCGAUGCGCAGCAAGAUCAAGGCUGCAGGAUUUUCGGACUGGGACUCCAUGUUCUACAACAACCUGCUAUCCAUCCCCGUAUUGGUGGUAUUCUCUCUCAUCGCGGAAAACUGGGGAUAUGAGAAUUUGAAUCGCAACUUCCCUGCGGAGACAAGAUCCUUCCUCUUGUUUGCUAUUGGCUUCUCCGGUGCGGCGGCGGUCGGCAUCUCGUAUACGACCGCGUGGUGCAUACGAGUGACCAGCAGCACGACGUACAGUAUGGUCGGCGCACUCAACAAACUCCCUGUUGCCGCGUCUGGAAUGAUCUUCUUCGGUGAUGCCGUCACCUUUGGAUCAGUCUCAGCCGUUGGGGUUGGUUUCUUUGCCGGUCUCGUCUACGCCGUGGCCAAGAACAACCAGAAGAAGGCCGAGAGCGUCGCGCAACAGGGCGUAGGCAUCAUCCCCAUGAGUCGGAAGACAUAA